Ostrinia furnacalis (Asian corn borer) is the source of this 890-nucleotide messenger RNA. RefSeq names its product inactive hydroxysteroid dehydrogenase-like protein 1. The coding region runs from base 1 to 453 and encodes 150 amino acids. The record is from RefSeq and is a predicted model, not a curated record. Gene Ontology annotation, molecular function: oxidoreductase activity. The transcript has 3 exons. Lineage: Eukaryota; Metazoa; Arthropoda; Insecta; Lepidoptera; Crambidae.
AUGACGAAGGUGGUGGUUCCUCACAAGGAGGCGCGCGGGCGCGGCGCCGUUGACAACGUGUCCUCGGGCUCCGAGCUGCAACCGCUGCCGCUAAUGGGAAUCUAUGCUGCCACUAAGGCUUACGUGCGCAGCCUCACAUUGGCCCUCCGCGAGGAGUACUCAUCCAAAGGGGUGUACGUCCAGCACCUUUCGCCGCUGUUCGUGUCGACGAAGAUCAACGCGUUUUCGCAGCGGUUGCUCGACGGGAACCCGCUGGUGCCCGACGCUGGGACGUACGCCCGGCACGCGGUGGCGUCGCUGGGCCGCGUGCACAACACUACUGGCUACUGGGUGCACGGGCUACAGUAUACCCUGACUAAAGUCGCCCCGGAGUGGCUCCGGACGAAGAUCGGCCACCGCCUCAACCAGCAGUUCCGCGAGGAGUAUGAAAGAAAUAGAGUCAAAGCAGAAUAAUUUAUUUAUAUUUAGUGCAUUUUCCGUUUAGUACAAAUUAAAUACUUACAUGUAAACAAAUUAUACCUCUAUUAUGUAUUUAUAAAAAUAUUAAAAAUGCAAAACCGAUUCUGUUUGUAUCUUCCACGAAGUUUGAGCCUUCGGAUCGGAACAGAUUUUUAGCGAUAUUAAACUUUUAAACUUUUGUUUUAUUAAAAAUACUCGUAGUUGUAAAAUUAGGUUUUAAAAGUCGUUAGCUUUUCUACAUUUAUAUAAUAUGGUUGCAUAUGAAUAACAGAAGCUUUUAAUUACGUAAUUUUUACAAAUAUCACAUCUGUGUGUGGUAUCGUAAUCUGCAUACAAAAUGUAAGAUUUGAAUGAUGUGUAAGAGUUUAUGGUAAUUGUUAAAAUAAUGUGAUAUUAUUUUUUGUUACAUAAAAACUAAGAUGUUUUAUGGU